AAAAAAAAUGUCAUAUUCAAAAAUAUCUACUGAUAUUCAUGUCCCUGAGUUUUGAUUCCAGGUGUUUCUGCUUGAACUCGUCAUGCUGCUCUCCUGUCGCGGCCACGCUUCUCUGAACAGAGGAUCUGACAACUCCUCAGGAGCCGUGUAUCUGGGCUCCGCUUACGUUGACGAGGCUCUGCAGAGGGCCAUCGAGCUGACCGAGGCCGCUUACGCACGCACAAGUGAAAGGGUGAAGAAGUCUUUGUCUGAAGGAGCUCUGAGACCCAGUGAUCUGCUGGCUCAGUUCAAACACAUUGAACCCAGGACCAGGACUCAGAUCCGGGCCGCAGAGCUGCUGGACAACACGGUGGAACUGAUCAGAGAGAUGGUCUACACCACCACCAUGACGCAGCCCAAACCCUCCGAGCUGCUGAGCGAAGGAGACGUGGAGAAUCUGCUGCAGGUGACGGGCUGCUCAGCCGAGCUGCAGAAUCCCAGCUGCGAGACAGACUGCCUGUCCGAGCGCUACAGAUCCAUCUCAGGCGAGUGCAACAACAGACAGCAUCCAAGACGAGGUGCUGCAAACAUCCCAUAUUCCCGCUGGUUGACUCCGGAGUAUGAGGACGUGUGGGGGACGCCCAGAGGCUGGGAGCCCACACACACCUACAACAACGCCACCCUGCCCCCAGUGCGUCUGGUGUCACAGCAAGUGCUGUACACUCACAACGACAACAUCUCGGUGGACUCCACCCUGUCCCACCUGCUGGUGGACUGGGGUCAGUGGAUAGACCACGACCUGGUGCUGACCCCUCAGAGCCCCAGUACGGCCGCCUUUAAGACCGGCGCCGACUGCACCCGCUCCUGCAGCCGGGACACGCCCUGCUUCCCCAUUCAGAUCCCGUUGUCCGACCCUCGUCACGGCGUCCAGGGCUGCAUGCCUUUCUUCCGCUCUGCUCCCAGCUGUGGUGCAGGAGUUGUGCCUCACCGCCAUCGAGAGCAGCUCAACGCCAUCACCUCCUUCGUGGACGCCAGCAUGGUGUACGGCAGCACCGCCGGCCUGGCAUCCACCCUCAGGAACCUCUCCUCCCCGCUGGGGUCAAUGGCCCUCAACUCCCAGCAUUCAGACCAGGAUCUGGCCUACAUGCCCUUCCUGCCCCGCCUGCAGGCCCACCUGGACCCCUGCGGGCCUCGCAACGCCUCCGGACCCCCUGCUCGCAGGAAGAACACCACAUCCUGCUUCCAAGCUGGUGACUCCAGAGUCAACGAACAUCUGGGCCUGAUCGCACUGCACACGCUUUUCCUGAGAGAGCACAACCGACUGGUCCGAGAGCUGCACCAGCUCAACCCGCACUGGAGCCCCGACACCCUCUACCAGGAGGCGCGCAAGAUCAUCGGCGCCAUCCACCAGAUCCUGACGUGGGAGCACUACCUGCCGCGGGUCCUCGGUGAGACGGCCAUGUCUCACCUGAUGCCCCCCUACCAGGGCUACGAUCCAGACGUGGAUCCCAGCAUCGCCAACGUGUUCGCGGCCGCCGCGUUCCGCUUUGCGCACGUCACCGUGCAGCCGGUGGUGAGCAGGCUGGGCCCGGGCUACACCGCCAACUCCCAGUACCCCCCUCUGCCGCUGCACCACUCACUGUUCGCCUCCUGGAGGGUCGUGAGGGAAGGUGGCAUCGACCCCGUGCUGCGCGGUCUGCUGCUGUCUCCGGCCAAGCUGCAGACUCCCGGCCAGAUGAUGGUGGAGGAGCUGACGGAGCGGCUGUUCCAGGCUCAGGGCGGGAUGCCGCUGGACCUGGCAGCUCUGAACCUGCAGAGAGGCCGGGACCACGGCCUGCCCGGGUACGGCUCGUGGAGAAGGUUCUGUGGCCUCUCUGUUCCCAACACCACAUUAGAACUGGCUGAAAUCCUGGGAAACUUCACACUGGCUCAUAAAUUCCAGCUCCUGUACGGGACGCCGCACAACAUCGACGUGUGGGUGGGCGCCAUCUCCGAGUCGCCGCUGCCCGGGGGCCGAGUCGGACCGCUGCUGUCCUGCCUGCUGGCCAAACAGUUCCGAGCGCUGAGAGACGGGGACAGGUUUUGGUGGGAGAAGAGAGGCGUGUUCACCGGCGCUCAGAGGAAACAGCUGCACGCCGUCUCGCUCUCUCGCAUCAUUUGUGACAACAGCCACAUCGCUCAGGUUCCCGCUGACCCCUUCUCGCGCACGGAGAGGCCAGAGGACAUGCUGGCCUGUCCCCUCAUCCCCCACCUGGACCUCAGGCCCUGGAAGGAACCGGACACAGUCUCAAGUUGUGGAGCGAUACCCAGGAUCCAGUCGGGAUAUUCGAUGCUCUGUAAUUUAGAAGUUCUCUAUCGGUGUCAAUCCGGCUUCAAGUUGCUGGGUUCUUCAUCGAUCAGCUGUGAUCCGGACAGCCAGCAGUGGAGCGCCAGACCACCCACAUGUCAAGAUAUCAAUGAAUGCGAGGAUCUUCCUUCCCCUUGUCCUCAACAUCUGGAGUGCUCCAACCUGCCGGGCUCCUUCAUGUGCUCGGAGCCGUCCUCGCUGUCCGCGGUCUCCAUCGUCACCGCCGUGAUAGUGUUGAUGGGCGGCGUGGCCGUGCUCGUGAUGAUCAUGAUCUGCUAUCGAAGAUAUUUUCCAAAGUCGAAGGAUUUGGUCUCUCCUGGAUGCUGUCAGAGGAAAAAUUAA
This is a messenger RNA of Salarias fasciatus (jewelled blenny), 2668 nucleotides long. RefSeq names its product eosinophil peroxidase (gene epx). The transcript is spliced from 16 exons. The record is from RefSeq and is a predicted model, not a curated record. Gene Ontology annotation, molecular function: calcium ion binding; heme binding; peroxidase activity. Gene Ontology annotation, biological process: response to oxidative stress. Bases 83 to 2668 code for a protein of 861 amino acids. Lineage: Eukaryota; Metazoa; Chordata; Actinopteri; Blenniiformes; Blenniidae.